CGGUGACUGCCUGAGAUCAAAAUAGUAGAGCACUGUUUAUAAACACUGCGCUCUGGAUAAAACGUACAGUUAUUAAUUGUCUAAGGAGCCUAAUGCUAUCCGGGGAGCAACCAUGGCGAAAUAUGUACUCGGCAUAGACAUAGGAACUACUUCAAUCAAGGUCGUGUUACUUGAUAUUAACUCAAAAACAGUAACGGAUAGCUUCUCUUUGCCAACCAAGGCAUAUAUCGUCAGCGACGAAACGCAUGCCAAAGAGCAGGACUCUGUACAAAUCAUAACGACUCUGAAUGAGUGCAUUGCCUCUCUGCCCAUAGACAAGCUCCAGAAUGUCAGUAGAAUUGGGGUGUCUGGACAAAUGCAUGGGGUUGUAUUCUGGAAAGCACAAACAGGCUGUAAUUGGUCAGGUGGAGACAGCCGCCACCUCUUCAGCCCUAGAGACACCAGUCAUCUAAUCACCUGGCAGGAUGGGCGCUGCAACAGUGAUUUCCUGUCUACUCUUCCAAACCCAGACUCACAUCUCAGUAUAGCCACAGGCUUUGGUUGUGCCACGAUCUUCUGGUACAUGAAAUACAGGCCGGGGUUCCUGUCUAACUUCAUGGUGGCAGGAACCAUCCAUGACUAUGUGGUGUCCAUGCUGUGUGGCUUGGAGAGCUGUGUCAUGACUGGCCAGAAUGCAGCCAGCUGGGGAUACUUCAACACUGCCACCAACCAGUGGAACAUAGACAUUCUGAAGGAUGCUGGCUUUCCUGUGCACCUGCUCCCUGAGUGUGUGCCGUCCGGCUGCAUGGCUGGUCAGACGUGCUGUGAGUGGCAUGGCGUCCCUGCCAGCACACCUGUAGGGGCAGCCCUGGGGGACUUCCAGUGUUCUGUCUACUCCAGCAUGACUGACAGGACGGAAGCAGUUCUCAAUAUAAGCACCUCAGCCCAGCUGACCUAUGCCAUGCCACUUGACUUCACUCCGCCAAAUAUCCCUGAUCCCACCUCUUCCAUCUCCUACUUCCCUUACUUUGAUGGCUCCUACUUGGCGGUGGCAGCAUCACUCAACGGAGGGAACGUGAUGGCCACUCUUGUAGGCAUGCUGAGUGGCUGGAUGAACGAGCUAGAGGUGGAAGUGAGCGACUCCAGCUUGUAUGAGAAGCUGAUCAGAUGUGCCCUUGGAGUGGACAGUAGUGACCUGAGGGUUAGUCCUACCAUCCUGGGGGAAAGACAUGACCCGCUCAGCCUGGGCCAGGUGUCCAACAUACACCCUUCCAACCUCUCCCUGGGCCACAUGACCAGAGCGGUGUGCCAUGGUGUUCUGGACAAUAUCACCUCCAUGAUGCACCCGGUCUUCCUGCUGGAGGCCGGAGUGCAAAGGAUCAAGGGCAGUGGGAGUGCCUUAUCCCGUAACGCAGUACUCAGACAGGAAGCAGAAAGGGUGUUUCCUCUGCCUGUGGAAUAUGGACAGGAUGUGGACUCAGCUGUGGGUGUGGCGAUAGUCUUUCAUGACAGAAUGUGAGUUAUGAUUCACACAGAGGGACUAUUUGUUUACUUGCAUAUUUGAAUACUUGAAAUGUAUUUUUUCUGAAUGGCUAACAGAGACUAUUACAAUAAACAUCAUGCUUAUUUUACAUUCCAGUGAUAUCCUCAGACAUGUUUAUUAAUGAAUACUAUUGGAAAUUCAUAGUGCAAUCUCCAAUCAAGACGAUGUCUCACAUUUAUAGUAUGAACUAAAAGUUCAAUUAGGCCUAUAGUAAGUGGUAAUUGGUAAUGUAUAGUUAACUACAGUAAAAAAAAAAUACUUUAUUAAUGUUUGCAUUAGUGCACUUGAAAUUUCAACUAAAACAUUGUUCUGCUACUGCUAGCUUACAUAUCAGUGUUACUAGUAAUAAUUACUUAGGUAAGAUUUUAGUAUUGAUAAUGAUUACAACUGUUUUUACUUAAUGAUUCAAUUGUUAUGUUAUAAUGGCAUGUAAAUAAAUCCUAAAUCUUGUUGAUACCUCUAA
This is a messenger RNA of Oncorhynchus kisutch (coho salmon), 1985 nucleotides long. It is a transcript of the gene shpk, whose product is annotated as sedoheptulokinase. Gene Ontology annotation, molecular function: sedoheptulokinase activity. The coding region runs from base 113 to 1498 and encodes 461 amino acids. The record is from RefSeq and is a predicted model, not a curated record. Gene Ontology annotation, cellular component: cytosol. NCBI's taxonomy places the organism in Eukaryota, Metazoa, Chordata, Actinopteri, Salmoniformes, Salmonidae. The transcript has 7 exons. Gene Ontology annotation, biological process: cellular response to lipopolysaccharide; glycerol metabolic process; phosphorylation.